AUGGCGCUCGAAGCGACCGGUGGCUACAUUGCCGGCGCGCAAGAUGACUCUCAACUUCCCAUCUUCGACGUGCAGAAGGUGCAGAUGCGCUUUGAUAUCUCGGCCGACUUCGUAGCAGCAGCAGUCGCAAACAAUGUUCUCGUCCUCGCUCUCUCUACCGGCCGAAUACUACGAUUUGAUCUCGAGCGACCCGAAGACAUUGACGAUAUCGACCUCCCUAAACGGCCAGCAGAAAUCGGCGUCAUUCGCAAGCUAUUCCUCGAUCCGUCAGCAUCGCAUCUACUCAUCUCGACCACUUCCGGAGAGAACUACUACCUCCAUACACAAUCACGGCAACCCAAGGCGUUAGGGAAGUUCCCAAAAGGUGUACAAAUAGAGAGCAUCGCUUGGAAUCCGUCAGAGCCGACAGCAUCGACUCGGGAAAUUUUGAUCGGGAGCGCGGAUGGACAUGUGUACGAGACAUAUAUCGAGCCGAAUGCGGAGUUCUACAGGAAUCAAGAGAAGUACUUCAGAACGGUAUACAGCCCGCAGGACGGGCCAGUGGUGGGACUGUUCGCAGAUGUGGUGUCUACCAGACCUGAGACACGGCGAGUGCUGGUAGCCACGCCUCAAAAGUUGCUACAUUUCGUUGGGAGGACAGGUGGAAGAGGAUACGAGUCCAAUGGAUCAAUAUACACCAAGCUCUUUGAAAGCGAAGUUCCGACCGUGCACGAAGUGGAUCGGACUGGCGGAAUCUCUCCUUCCUGCCUGGCUGUAUCGCCGGAUUCUCCAGAUGCGCUGUCGUCUUCAUUAGAGGGGCAAAGCAUGGAGCGAGCAUAUGCAUGGCUGAGUGCGCAGGGUAUAUUCCACGGUAACCUCACUACCUCAGUGCCGGAUCUGGUGUCGCUUGGAAAGCAGGUCUUCCGCGAGUCAAAGUCCUUUCCACGAUCAAAAAUGCCGGCAAUACAAACAGCUGGCGGUAGAAGCCGUGCAACACAGCCGCCCAUUUCCUCGAUGGUCCUGACACAGUUUCACAUGCUUGCGCUCGUGGAGGGCACUUUGACUGCGACCAAUCGCUUGGACGAUACAGUUGUGUAUAGCCAGCAGAUCCUCGAGACCAGUGCGAAUCUUGGUCUUUUCGCUGAUCAACAGAAGAACACAUUUUGGCUAUUCACGGCCCAAGAGAUUUUCGAAAUCGUUGUGACUGACGAAGCGAGAGAUGUCUGGAAGAUCAUGCUCAAGCAGGGCCAAUACGAUGCUGCACAGAAAUACGCCAAGACUGCCGAGCAGAGGGACGCUGUCGCAUCGAUGACCGGAGAUCACUUGAUGUCGCUAGGCAAGUAUGCGGAAGCUGCAUUGGUCUUUGGAAAGAGCACGAAGGCCUUCGAGGACGUUGCGCUUGGCUUCAUCGACAAAGGCGAGCAAGAUGCGCUUCGAAAAUAUCUCACUGUGAAAUUGUCAAUACUCAAGAAAAGUGCAAUUAUGCAGCGUAUGAUGCUUGCUAGUUGGCUGCUUGAGCUGUACAUGGCCAAGCUAAACCAGCUGGACGACACGAUUUCGACCCGAGCCGAGCUCACUGCGGAUGGAUCAGGCACCACAUCAAGCGAUACCGAGAGGCAGUUGCCUGUUUCGCGGAAAGAAUACCAAGAUUUUGUCACCAAGCACAAGUCCGACUUGGACCGUAAGACAGCCUACGAGAUCAUCAGUGCUCACGGAAGAGAAGAAGAACUUCUCUUCUACGCCAAUGUUGUCGAAGACUACAACUACGUCCUCUCAUACUGGGUGAACCGAGAACGAUGGACGGAAGCGAUGUCUGUGCUCAAGAAGCAGACGGACCCCGAGAUGUUCUACCGCUACAGUACUGUCCUAAUGGCUCACGUCUCCGUUGAUCUCAUCGACGUCCUCAAACGUCAGGCCAACCUUGACACCAAAAAGAUCAUUCCCGCUCUCCUCAACUACAACAAGACCGCCGGCUCGUCCGUCUCCCUCAGAGACAAUCAAGCAAUCCUAUACCUCCGCUUUUGCAUCGAUCAUCUCCUUUCCACCGAGCCGGCCGUCCACAACACGCUCAUCUCCAUGUAUGCCGCCCACCCCACCCGAGAUGAAUCUGCCCUCCUCACCUACCUUGAAACCCAAGCCCGAAACCACGACCAAUUCUACGACGCCGACUUCGCACUACGCCUCUGCAUCGCACACAAGCGCGUCCAGUCUGCCGUGCACGUUUACGAAACGAUGCAGCAAUACGCCUCUGCGGUCGACCUUGCGCUAAAAUACGACGAAGUCGAACUCGCCGCCUCGGUUGCCGAUCGCGCUGGCACCGACGACACACUUCGCAAGAAACUUUGGUUGAAAGUCGCGAAGAAAGUCAUCGGACAAAAUAAAGGCAUCAAAUCCGCCAUCGAGUUCCUACGCCGCUGCGAGCUUCUUCGCAUUGAAGAUCUCAUACCUUUCUUCCCGGACUUCAUCGUCAUCGACGACUUCAAAGAGGAAAUAUGCGCGGCGCUGGAAGACUACAGUCGACAGAUCGACGACCUGAAACGGGAGAUGGACGAGUCGGCAUCCACGGCAAAACACAUCAAGGACGACAUCAAAGCUCUCGAUCAGCGAUACGCGAUUGUCGAGCCAGGCGAGAGGUGCUGGAAGUGUCGACUGCCGUUGUUGAUGAGGCAGUUCUUUGUGUUCCCUUGUCAGCAUGCGUUCCAUGCGGACUGUUUGGGUGAGAUGGUCAUGCAUGCUGCGGGUAUGGGGAAGAGUAAGAGGAUUCGAGAACUGCAGAAGGAGAUUGGACGAGGUGUCGCUUUGGGGAAGAGGAGAGAGGGUAUGGUCAGAGAGUUGGAUGGUUUGGUCGCUGGAGCUUGUGUACUCUGCAGUGAAAUGGCUGUCAAGCAAAUCGAUGAGCCGUUCAUUACUGCUGCUGAUGAUAGGAACGAGUGGGCUUUGUGA
Zymoseptoria tritici IPO323 is the source of this 2922-nucleotide messenger RNA. RefSeq lists its product as uncharacterized. Gene Ontology annotation, biological process: vacuole organization; organelle fusion; vesicle-mediated transport. The record is from RefSeq and is a predicted model, not a curated record. Gene Ontology annotation, cellular component: endosome; HOPS complex. The coding region runs from base 1 to 2922 and encodes 973 amino acids. Gene Ontology annotation, molecular function: protein-macromolecule adaptor activity. The transcript is spliced from 2 exons. Lineage: Eukaryota; Fungi; Ascomycota; Dothideomycetes; Mycosphaerellales; Mycosphaerellaceae.